AAAGGAAAUGACGUAUGGUUUGGUCACGUGCAUCUAUAAACCCUGCGCACAGCUGAUCGUGACGUCAUUCACCAACAUGGCGGACUGGAACAGAGGUCACGGCUCCGUGGACGAUGUGCUGGACACUGAAAACAAACGUCUGGCUGAGAACUUGGCCGCCAAAGUCUCCAGACUGAAAUCUCUGGCGUACGACAUAGACAGAGAGGCUGACGAUCAGAACGAGUAUCUGGACGGCAUGGACUCAAACUUCCUGAGUGCGACGGGCCUGCUGACCGGCAGCGUGAAGCGUUUCUCCACUAUGGUCAGAUCCAGUCGAGACAACCGCCGCAUCCUCUGCUACGUCUCCGUGGGCCUGGUCCUGGUCUUCUUCCUGCUCUACUACCUGGUCUCCAGGAUCCAGCGCUGACGCCGGAACCUGGUCCUGAUGCGGAGCUGCUGAGCCUGUAGACUCUGACGUUAUAUCUGAUCGAUCUAAAAUCAUCUCCUGCACGGGAGGAAGGCUUUUUAUUCUGCACCAAAGUGAGAAGACAAACAGGAAGUAGACAGGAAAUAUUAUGGUAAAUCGUUGGAUGUGGCGGUGGAGGUGACGGUGACGGUGACGAGCUCAGCAGGGAGUGGGCGUGGUUACUCUGUGUGUGUGUGUGUGUGUGUGUGUGUGCAGGACCAAACACACUGCAGGCUACUGAUAGACACAGACCCGGCCAUGGAGGAUCCGGCUCAGCGUCACCUUCGUCCUGCUCCUGCUGCAGCCGGGUGGGAGUGGCAAACACCACGGCCGCGUGUGAUAGGCUGAUGAAGCCGUCAAUCAAGUCAAACUUGCCCCAAGACUUUCAUUAGAUUAGAUCACACUUCCAGACUACACAGUAAUUUAAAACA
Messenger RNA from Thunnus maccoyii (southern bluefin tuna), 876 nucleotides. It is a transcript of the gene bet1l, whose product is annotated as Bet1 golgi vesicular membrane trafficking protein-like. Gene Ontology annotation, cellular component: Golgi trans cisterna; SNARE complex. The record is from RefSeq and is a predicted model, not a curated record. Lineage: Eukaryota; Metazoa; Chordata; Actinopteri; Scombriformes; Scombridae. The coding region runs from base 8 to 406 and encodes 132 amino acids. Gene Ontology annotation, molecular function: SNAP receptor activity. The transcript has 4 exons. Gene Ontology annotation, biological process: regulation of retrograde vesicle-mediated transport, Golgi to ER; retrograde transport, endosome to Golgi.